AUGAAUAACAAAAUUAGUAACACGUAUCAAGAUCAUCUGAUCGUCCACUUUGUGGAAAAUGGAAGAAGACAAAAAUAUGAAUUGUUUGGGAAGACGAUAUAUCCCAAUAUUGUGAUGAGUAAAAGUUCUAUAGACUUUCAGUACAUUUUAAAAAAUUUAUUUGCCCAAGAAACAGUGGAAAUCAAAAAUGUGUGCAAUUUUAAAGUGUACUUCCAGUGGUUUUUUGAAGAAAAUAAUAUGUAUCCAAAUUUUAAUCAAGUUUUUAAUAUAAUUCCCCAUAGAGGUUUUUUACUGCCCUAUGAGACAAAACAAAUAACGCUUACUUAUAACAGCAUAAAUGAAACGUAUUACAAUGUUAAUGUAUUAUGUCAAAUUAGGAAUGGCCCCGUGUAUCCUCUCAAAUUGAUAGGUGGAUAUUCUGACAUUAAAUAUAGCAUCAACAAGAGGGAGUUGAAUUAUGAUAUGCACUAUAAAUCCGUUGGGGAAGAUUUGCUAACCAUCCAAAACACAGGGAAAAUUAGACUUUUCGUUGAAAUUGUUUAUAAUAUAAAAUUUCCUUCUCUACUGUAUACAAAUGUGAAUAAUUUUUUUAUCGAGCCGCACAACAGUAAGGAUAUCAUUUUUUACUUCAUACCUGGUAUUCCUCAAAAUGUGACGGAGACCAUUUUGCUGAAAAUUUGCAAUUUUGAGGAAAUUAAAGUGAGUUUACGUUCAAAGGACAACUCGAAUGUGUUGAUUCUAACCGUGCAAGAUGUUGCAGAUGGAUGUGCUGAUAGGAAAAAUGGAGAACUAGCGGAUCAAGUAUACCCGCAAGAAUGUGAUCGAAACCGCGAAACGAAAGACGGGGCGAGAAAGAAGAGCGAAUUUAACCCCAUAGACAGCUUGAUAAAUAAAGCCUUUUUACCUGAUGACGAGAAUUCCCAUUAUGAAAAUCAGCGAAAGGGGCUUAUCCAAAAACUGAAAGCCAGCUACGCGGGGGUAUUUCUGUCCCUCGGCAGGCAUAUCGAAGAAAUAUUGGCCCUUUAUCACGACCGCCUGGGCGGAGCUAGCGCGCAAGGGGCGCACACGGAGAGGAAUGACGAAGGAAUGGGCAUAAUGGGUGAAGCAGAUCAAUUUAGCGAAGCGGGAAAAUCGGGCGAAUCUGUUGAAGUCCACAGGGCGAACCAAAUGGACAGCUUAUCCGGCGGUUCAACUAAAAAAAUGGACUCCUCCGAACGCCCCAAGCGCAGGUACAACCUCAUAGGCAUCUUAAAAAGCUAUUGCGCGAAAAACAGCGAUCUUUGUGGUAUCUUUUCCGAUUUGCUGAAAUCCUUCAUUUUGAACCAAAAGGAUGACAAGUACAUUCUCGGGAGCUUUUCAAUGUUGAAGAAGUUAGCCAACUUCGAAAAGCUCUCCUGCCACGGCUACGCGAGCAACGAGUACCUCCUAAAAUACCUGAAGCGAGUAAUUUUAGAAAACAACACCGAGCUGCAACGGGUCUGCUUAAAUAUGGGCAAUGUAACCAUUAAAGAAAAGAAGGAGGGUAUAAUUACGCUAAAGAAUUUAAGUAAAGACAAAGUAAAAUUAAGUUACCAUUUGGGGAAUCCCGAAAUGAAGGACAUAAUAACAUUAGCAUGCGAACAUAAGGAAAUAGAUAAGGGGCAUUCCAUCAACUUGAAAAUUAUAAUUGAUAAUAAGUGUGAAAAGGAAAAAUUAUUUUCAGAACAAAUGUUCAUAUGCAUGAAUGAUAAGAACUACUACACGGUGGAUAUAAAAUUUAAUUACAUCAUCCCGGAUCUCCAUCUAUAUUAUAGACAAAUUCAUUUUGAAAAAGUGCAAGUGAAAAGGUGUUUAUGUAAAACGAACCGAUUGAUAAAUGCCAAAAAUGUGAAUGUAAAAUUUAAAGUGAAAAAUAUUAUUUUCCAUAAUAAAAAGUUAGAAUAUUAUCACUUAAAAAAAAGGGCCCAAAUUUUUAUAAUACCCAGUAAGGGGAUCAUUAAAAGUAAUUCAUUUUUGGACAUUCGCAUAUUCUUUGAGCCUUCGGAUGUUUAUAAAAAUGCCAAAAUAAGUAUCGAACUGUUUAUUUAUCAUUCCACUUUUACGAAAAGCAUGGACGCUUAUCUGAACAGCGUUAGAGAUCAUGUGCAGGCUGAACCCAGUGACAUUAUUGUCAAACCUCUCCUCCUCAACAGUGGAAGUGUACACCACAAAAUGAGAAUUGCCAACUUAAACAACUAUUCCAAGUAUCUGUUUAUUUACAACUUGGAUAACUACUAUAAGUACUUUCAAAGCUUCCUAUAUGAUCUCUUAGCCAUCCACUCACAUAUAUACAUUGAAAAGAACGACGAAGGUGAUUUUUUCUAUAGCAAUUUGAUGCACUACUUGGUGGGUGUGUACAGAAGGCAAUUAGAUCGAAUAAGAAAUUGCGACAAAGGGGGGAGAAGCGCUCCGAACUGUGACGUAAAUAGUUAUAUCACACAAGGUUGGCAUAGCAUAGAGGACCACCAGGGAGUCACACACGAAGGGGAGGAUUUCAAACCGCAUGAUGAGAGAAAAAUAGUCGAAAGAGACCUCAUACAUGUGAAACACCCACCUGUAAAGGGCCAAAAAGGAAGUAAACCUGCCGAAGCGCAGUGCAAAGACAAGAAGGAAAAAUAUCAAUCAAAAAAGAGAAAUGAAAUGGAAAGGGAAAAAGAGAAUGACGAAACAGAUGAAUUAACAAACAAGAAGGAAAAACUGAAUGAUAUACUAGCCGAUUGUAUACCUGCAAAAAAAGAUGAUCCAAACGGUGUAGUUGCAGCCCCGAGUGACCAACAAAGGAAUAUGAAAAUUUUAGAAAAUAAAAUUGCCAUCUUAGAGGAACUUAUACAGAAAAACGAAACGAAGUACAAUUACUUUGAAGAAUAUUUAAAAAUAAUAAAGAUGAAAAAGAAAAUAAAACAGAAUUUCCUGCUCAUUUGUCCAAAAUAUGUGAAUCAUAAGGGGAUUGGGAGCUACCUGCUGAACAAUACCGUUUUGAAUUUUUCUCCCCCCAGAAAAACAGAAACGAGUAGCUACCCUGAGAGUGAUAACUUCCUAACGAUUGGAGAGAUAAUACGAUGGUGUAACGAGAUUAACGAGAAGAACAACUACCCGUCUAGCGUGAAAAGCAACUUCAUUCAUUACAUCAUCCACGAGAGGAACAUAAACCGGAAUAGGCAUUCUAUCAAAAAGGUAAGGAAGUCUAACAGAAGCAUGCACGAAGGUUUGGCGAACUCGGCGGAUGCAGCGAAUGCGACCUGUUCGGGCCUUUCUGCAAUUCCUGGGCGAACGCAUCAGAACAACUUAGACUACUACGUGACUGAAGUGCUAAAUGUGGGAGAGAAAAAAAGGGACCACGAGCAAGCCGAAGAUUGCAUAAACACGAAUGAUGGCAUAAGCACGAUUGACGGCGUAAACACGAAUGACGGCAUAAAAAUAAUUGAGAAUAAAGACUCGCACCUAAUUUUAAAGGGAGGUACGUAUAACGAGCGAGUAGACAUCACAAAUAAAGAUGCAUAUGCUGCAAAGGAAACCAAGGGGGAUAACGAAAAAGACGGGAAUUGCUCAAAUUUGGGAAAAAAUAAAUUCAAAAAAACACCAAACUUAAGAAGCAUAAAAUCUAAGAUAGACAAUAAACAUGCGAUAAGUAUGCAUAGGAAAAAAAACAACUGCAGGAAUGACGACGGAAAAAACAAUGAUGGUGGUAGCUUGUUGGACCAGAAGGCAUUCUUUGACAAGUACAACUUGAGACAUAAUUUUGAUUUCCUGAAGCACUUUUUUCACUUUGCCCUCCUCAACGAUGAAGAGUUUAUGAGUGACGUGAAAUCAUUAUUAAAAUUAACCAUGACGGAACGGAAAAAAAACAAAGGAGAAAAUUCUAACAAAAAGAAUAGCACCUUGGCAAAUCUGUUUCAGAUAAUCCUGAAGAAACUGCUACUAUCCCCAUUAUACAUGAAUGGCGCGGUGUUUUUCUUUAAAAAAAAUGAAUACAUAAAUUCGGAGUGUUUUUUCACCACAUUUUUGAGGCUCACCUCGGAUGAGAAUAAUCAUAUAAUUUAUUUGAACCCAGUGGAAGGGUAUGAGGAAUUUUUUAACCCGUCUAGCGGCGCGGAUAAGGGGAAAGACGCGGUUGAAAAACGAGGCAAAGAUGGGAAAAGCGAGGAGGCAAAAAGAAACGACGCAAAGGACAGCCCAACAACGGACGCACAACGACUUAAAUACUUUUAUGAAAAUAUGACCAAAAAAUAUCAAGAGAAGAUUGAGCGUAAAUUAAAAGAGAAACAGGAAAUCGAAAAAAUAAUGGAGUCCUUAAGAGGACACACCGAUUGGGGCAAAGCUGAACUGGUUCCAUACUCUGUGGAUGGCAGUGAGAACAAGAAGGGGGACACUGACGAGGAACGGAAAAACGCCAACUUAGAAGGUAAAACAGAAGAAGUGGGGGAAUAUUCUUCAUCCGUUGAGCAAAAAGACGGAGAUGAAUUGCUAAGAUGCUCUAAAAAAGGUGAUCCAUGGGAAGACACAAAGGAUAGCGACAUGUCAAGAGAAAAGUGGUCAAGCACGAAAAAAGACGUACAGUGUUGCAACGCGAAUGUGCACAGAGCUGUGGAGAGGCUGUAUGAAAAAAUCGUAAUUUGCAAAGAGAAAAAAAUCCUGAAUAAGCAAAUAAUUGGCCAACUUAACACUCACUGUGUUGAAAGAAAUGCACAAGUGGAUGAGAAAAUUAUCAAGUAUAAUAAAAAGGUGAGCAAAAUAAAUAGCUACAUGAAGAACGACUACGUGGAACAUGUGUCAUUUUACAAAGAAUUAAAAAUUGUAUUGCGUAACUUAUUGAGAGAUCAUUUAAGGAAGGGAACGGAUGACAAUUCUAACAAGUUGGAGGAUCCAGAUCUAGCGGACCCUCUGGCGGGUAACAAGGAAAAGGGAGAAGCAACUGAUAAUGACACAGCACAAAUUGGCAAAGAAAAAACAAGUAACAUGUACGUAAGGAGAAUAAACAUUCAACUUAGUGAAAACUUUGUGGAAAAAAUAUAUCAAGAAGACGGAGAAUUGAAAAGCAUAAAUAGUCGAGUCAUCGAUGGGGUAGAGAUAACGGCAGAGAAGACCGAAAAGGAGGAGGAGCAGCAGGUUGGCAAAGUCGCAGAAAGUACCAUCAAAGCAGUAGAGACAAACAAAAUCAAUAAAAAAUUUGAUUCGCAGAAUGUUCAGAAGGGAAACGGCGGAGGCAAAAACAGAAAUGCCAUCAGCGAAAAAAUACCAAACGGAGAUGCAGCGGAACGUUGCACCCAAGUUGAGGAAAGUGUAAAAACAGUUGUUAACAAAAAUGAAGAACUGAUCAGGUACUUAAAACAAAAAUUUGUUCAAGUCAACUUCUUUUACUUUUUUAUAAACGAAGAAUUAUGCUUUAGAAAGAGGAAUGUUCUGAACGAAAUUUCCAAAAUCGUCCAGGAAAAAUAUAGAGACGUAAAAACGUCCGCCUACUUCUUUGACAUCCCAACCCCCAAGAUGUACGACGCCUUUAAUAUGCAGAGCUUCCUUCAGACCAGAAAGAAUUUGGAAAAAUGCGAGUGCAACUUUUAUGGUACCAAUGAGAAGGAGAAAGCUGGAGUGGUGGCUCGGAAAGACGGGCACGAAGAAGACAAAGUGGUAAAAGAGGAAGAGUACGGGGGUGAACUACAAAAGGGAGAGGCACUGCAUAAUAGGGAAAAGCAAGAUGCACGAGUAGAGAACGAGUUACAGACAGGCAAAUCCAAAAGGAAGAAAAAGGAGAAGAAAGAAGACAAGACAAGAGAAAAAGACGCAAAGGAAGACAAGGAAGAAAACCAAAAGGACAAACUUGAGGGCGAAGGGGAUGAGUACAAAAGUGAGAAGAAGGAGAAAAGGCGGAAGAAGAAGAAGAAGCGAAGUGGAAAGGAAGUCGAGGGAGAAAAGGAGAAGAAGAUGGAGGAGGAGAAAAAGAUGGAAAUUGAUACGAAGGAGAAGUGCGAGACACAACAAAAGGGGAAAGUACAGGAGGAGGACCUACUUGGGGAUCCCCUAAAAAAGACGGAGAAGAACCAUAAGGAAGGUGAAAAAGAAGGGGGAAAAAAGAAAGAAAAGGAACACCUCAAAAGAAAAGACGAAAUGCAAGAGAAGAAAAGGAAGGGAAGGAAAAAAGAAAAGGAAAAAAAAAAGGAUACCAAAGAGAAGAUAGACAAGAGCGAGUACAAAACAGGGGAUGAAGCGCCGGAAGAUAGAAACGACCUCGACAAUAAGGAAGAAAAGAUCGAGAACAAAAGCGAAGAAGGAGAGGAAACACCCAACAGAAACGCAACCGACGAUAGUGAUGUGAAGAAGCUGUACCUUUACGGGGGAAAGGAACUUACGGAGGAGGCUUAUUUUGAAGAAUUGAAAAAAAAAAAGUAUGAGAUAAAGGAUGAAUAUGACCACAUUUUCUAUAACUUUCGAAACGCACGUGCAGUAGGUGAAGCGGGAGAAAGGGGGAAAAAAAAAGACCAUUACAUAAUCGAGUUUUUAGAAGUAGACAACUCCUACGAUAAGAGGGACGAAAUUCGACACAGAAAUAUAACCCACGUAAUGUUGCAAAAAAACACAUCCACCGAAAUAAACGUAAAAAUUAACACCUACAAAAUAGUGAACAUAAAAAAAAGAAUAUGCUUAAUAGACCUUCUUGGGAACUACUUUUAUUUAAAUCUACUUGUGGUGAUUGAUAAGCCUAGGAUUUACUCCAAUCCGUAUUUCAUAUUUAGCAACAACGUUGUUAUGUGUGCCCCCAGAAGUAAUUGCUUUGUUUUGUGCAAAAAGAUGUACAAUUUUGACCGGGUACUGAUAGGAAGAAAUGUCCACUCAUUUAAGCAUAUCAUCCGAACGGAGUUAAAAGACGAGUGUGAAGAGCACCUCCUAAAUUUUUUAAAAAUUUUUAGAGAUAUCAAUUCUCCCAAAUUUAAAGUAGCAAAAAUGCGAAGAAAAAAUAUUACACCCAUUUUGAGCAACUCCAGUAGCAACGAAAAGGACAAGUACAAAUCGAAGAAGUCAGAUGGGAUGAAAAAUAACGAAAUUUCUAAACAUUUGUAUAAGCACGUGCAGGUUUUAAAUUUAUUUAACUCCUCUUACUUCGACUGCUUUGUCGAACUUUCUUUUGACAAUGUGCCUUGCAGCAGUGAUAAAGAUUACCAGGCGAAUGAAGUUAAUCGUGCCGAUAAUUUGAUAAGCAAUAACGAUUUUUAUGUGUACCCGAAGAAGUUUUUCAUUCUUUCUAAGAAAUGGAAAAAAAUUAUCGUUUUGUUUUUACCUAAAAAGGUGGGUCCCUUUUUUGAAAAAUUGCAGCUGUCUAUAUAUUCUGUAACAAAUGCGGCAGCAGAUAUAAAUUACCAAAAGGAGAUGAUCAAUGGGGACAAAAAGAAGGACAGCGCACCACUCUGUGAUAGCCUGUUCUCGAACGACAUAGACUUAGCCAACAAACAGGUUGACAAUUACUUGUAUGAUAUAUUCUCUCUGUCCUUAAAGGGGGAAGGAAUAAAGUGCUGCCUGAAAAUGAACGAAAGUUUCUUAAACUUUCCCAAAAUUCUUCUGAACUCAGUUCAGCAAAAAAGUGUAGAAAUGAAGAACUGUACUUACUGCGACCUUGCCUGGUUUGUAGACCCUGCCGAGUUGAGGAGCGACUCCCCAUUAUCCAUAAAUCCUACAAAAGGAAAUUUACUAAAAAAUGAAAAAAAAACGUUAACAGUUACCAUCAAAACGGAUAGUGUCAAUACGAUAAAGAAAGAAAUAAAAAUCUACUAUGUGGAGAAGAAUUUCAGCAAAAGUGACAAAAUGAGGAACAACGUUUAUUUCACAUCCCUCGCGGUGGAAGCAGAAGUUUGCAAGUCCUUCAUUCAAGUAAGUACCGAAAUUGUGAAGGAAGAUGCGGAGGAGAAAUUCGACCCACUAACUGAGGGUGCCGACGUUGGGAGGAUCAUAUCCAAGCAUAACCGUCCUGCCAUGGAAGUGGUCUCGCCAAAGAGCAAGCAACUGUUGCCUUCCCACCUAGGGAACGUUUUAGAAGAAGACAUUAACUUCAAAUAUGUGGAGGUAAAUCAAACCAAAGCAUGCUUGUUCAAAGUAAAAAAUACAGGAAAGUUCAAAAUAGUCUACGUAGCAGAAUUAAAUGACGACUCCUUUUUAAAUUAUGUAAGUAUGGAAUGUCUAACUGAUAGUGUAAAUUCGAACGAAAUGAAAAUAAUAAAACUGAAGGUAAGAUCAGGUAGGAAGGCCAAAUUUCAAAAUGUGCCUCUCAUGAUACACUUUUACGACAUGGACAACAAUCACAUUCAAACGUACAAAUAUGCCAUUUCUGUGUUUUUCGAUUAUAACUAUGUUAGAGUUAUCCCCUCUAUUCUUAAUUAUGACUCUGUGGAGGUUAAGAAGGAAGAAACCCGAUUCUUUAAAAUCAUCAAUGAUGGACAUUUUGAUUUUAAAUACGAGAUAAAAUUGUUAAAGAGUAAGAUAAAGAACGCAGAAAAGGAUGGGGUGUUACGAUACAACAACGUUGGAUGUGUGCCAUAUAAUGCAAAUGCCGAUUUGAAAAGCCCCUUUUCCAUUUCACCAAUUAGCGGUUUGGUGAAGUCCAAAGGGGAGGAAACCGUCAUGGUUCUGUUUAAUUCGAACGAAGAGAGGCAGUACAGAUUUGUCUACAUUGUCGAGGUGGAGAACCUCAUGUGGGACACGCUUCAUACUGAUAGUAAGAAAAAGGAGCACAGGGAAAACAGACAACACACUGACAAUCACAGAGAAGUGAUUAAAAUUUUUGCCUCGUCUGUGAAGCCCACCAUUUCCUGCGAUGUGAAAAACAUAUUCGAAGAAGUUUUGAUAUUAGAAAAAACAGAAGGCUAUGCCAACUUUUUAGAUCAUUUCUUAGGCAAGAACAGCUACUAUAAUUCAGAUGAUAAUACGCUAUACUUAAGAUGGUGCCACGUGAAUGAGUGCAUUAAUGAGCGAAUAAAGAUCUGCAACACGUCCGAUGUAAAUGCGAAGGUUCAUGUAGAAAUUAAGGAACUGGAAUUUGCCAACUAUAGGAAUAGAAGCGGAAAGGGAAAAGAAAAGGAACGAGAAAAGCGGGGGGACAAGGGAAAAGAGAACGAAAACGAACCAAAAAGAUCCAGUGUGACUCCCCAACAAUCAUCCCCCAUCCGUUUUAACAUGCGAGUUCAAAAUGACAAUGAAAUAAAGUCAAAGUGGUGUUUGACCGAAUUGAAUGAACAAGGGCCUGGUGUCACCUACGGUGGUGCGUCCUCCUCUCUCAGCACCACCACAGGGGUUUCGCGUUACCAGCACAAAUAUUUAGACAUAUGUUUUUAUUCAAACCAAAUAGGAAGUAAAAAAUUUCUCUUAAAUAUCCACCUGACAAAUCAGCAAAACUUGUUAUGUUUUUCGUUUUACAUAAGUGUAGAAUUUUUUUUGCCCUCCAUUAAUCUGAUCAUUCCACAAAGCUUGCUGAAGCAGCGCCAAGAAGAUAAGAUCUACGAUUUGGGGGAUAUCCACCUGAACAGUGUUAUUUCGUUUAAAGUGAGAUUAAAAAAUUGCUUCAAGUAUCCUAUCUUUGUAGAGGUCUUCUUUGAAAGGGUUAAUUUGAUGCUAGAUGGCUGGCGGGGUAUGGAGGAACGGAAGGGACAACUAAAAGGCAGCGCCGAAUUGGAAAGUUUAUCCAAUAUAGAGGAAGCCUUUAAUGAAAAUGGGCAUGCUACAAGUAUCAACCUGGUGAAUGACCCAAAAGAAGAGCAACACAAAAAGGGGAACGCAAAAAAUAGCAACGUUUCAGAGUCCACAUAUGACAGAAGCACUCCCUGUGACGCCGAAAACUAUCAGACAUGUGUGCAGGAAAAGAAAGAUAUUUAUAAUGCCAGAAAUAGCAGCUCCUUUUUUACCACCGUUGGUGACCAUGUAGAACUGCGCAGAAGAAACAACACCACCUACUUUCACUACAAAAAUGUUAAAGAUUUGCUGUACAAGAGAACGGACAAACAAAUGCACAUGUUCAGUUUGGGAUGCCUCUACUACAUAGGCCACAGCAACUACAUGAUAAGGGAAAACGAAGUGGAAAGCAUUAAAAUAAAAGUAGAUAAAAAUAAGUUGGAAGAAAUGAUAAAGAGAAGGAACACACAAAGGGGGAGCGUAAAAGGGAUAGAAGGCGAAGAGUCUAAGGGGAUGGAUGACAUUCCAAAGGAGAUCCAUGCCAUUGAGCAGACAACUACCCCGAACGAUGAGCUUAACAAAAAGGGAUUAGAAGUAGACAAUGAAAAUGGGAAAAAAAGUGUUAAGGAAAAGAUGAAUAGGCAAGAUCUCGAUAAAAAAAAGGAUGCAAAUAAUGUGCGAGGAAACUUAACCAAAUUUUCAACGACUGCUCUGAGCGCUCGCCAAGAAAAACAACUUUUAGGAAGCAUACAAAUUAGCGUGCUCAAUAAUAACUACGAAUUUUACAAUUUAAAGUUCCUCGGAAAUAUACUAGAAACGAAGAACUACUGGAAUUUAGAACUCUUAAAGAGUAGCAUAAGAAAAGUGUAUAGCGGUAAAAAUGUGGACAUUUUUAAAAAUCACAUCAAUUUUGAUCUUUUACCUGUGGGGUAUAACCACUCAUUUAGGGUUCCCUAUGUGAACGACAAUAACCACGAUUUAUUCUUCCAUGUAGAGGUGGAAAAAAAGAUAAAAUGUGUCCUUGACAUCAGGCCUUUAAGUGGCUCCAUACCAGCGAAUAGCUCCUUUCCGUUCUGUGGUCAAAUUGACAUAAGAGAAGCCAUCAAUUUGGUGAACAAGCAAAUCUCGUUUAAGUUUUCUGCAAACCCUUUUAACAAGAAAAAUCACAAAGUGAAAGAUGAAGAUGGAGUGUAUAAUGAUUCCUUAUACGUAAGUUUAACCUCGGAAGAAGUAAAAUUUUACUGUAGUAAAAAAAAAAUUAUUUUCAAAAAUGUUCCCUUCUUUAAUUAUUCCAAGAGCGAAUUGGUGCUGGAAAAUAUGUCCAAUGUAAAAGUAUAUGUCGAAUUGAACAUCGUGCCAUUAAACGGGUUGGAUGACAUAACGUCUGUUUAUUCUUUCCGCCCGUUUAGCGAGAAAAGGGUUACCUCGUUAAUGAAUAGGGUGGAUAAAAAUCUCCUAAUGAAGGGAGUUACUGGAGAGAAGACAAAACAAUUGGGGGACUGGCCAGCCAAUCGUAACGAAGGGGGACACAUUAAAAACGCGUUGGAAGUUAACGAAUUGGUAGGAGAAACAGACAAAAGUGAAGAUAACCACGUAAUUGUUAACCCUAAUGAGGUACAUGCAGCGGAUAAGACGGGCGAAAAUAAACCCAUCGACGAGUUUUACUUAACCAAGUACGACUUGACCUUGUCCGAUUUUGGAGAUAAUCCACGCAACGGGGAAGGAAGCGGAUUUAACGAAACGCACACCGAGGAGAACGACGUGAUUGGAGAAUGCAGCGAAAUAAUUGGAAGUGGAGAUGUAACGACCAAACCACAGCAGCCAUGCAGGGUUAUAAAAAAAUACAUAACCAUCAAGGGAAAGCACAAGAAGCGCCUGGAACUGUUUUGCUUUCACCACAUGUACAUGAAAGCUUUCGACGCCGUGCUUCACAUAAGGAUAAAGUUCCACAACCAAAUUAGCAUACCGAUCAAGAUGACAUUCGAAAAUUACGAUCACAGCAACAUAGUUGUGUUGGCAGAUUCUAAUCACAACCGUGUUGUGCAGAACGUGGACCAGAAGAAAACAGUCCAAAAGAGUCACAAAAUUCUUCUACUCAGCAGGGGAGUCUUAAAAAAAAUAAAUUAUAAAAUAUACAUGUUGAACAUUUCGAACGAGAGCUUACAGUACUUUUUCGAGAAAAUGAGCGAAGUAGGAGGAAACGCAGGUAGAAGAAGCCCCAUUCUGAUGAGUAGCGGAAAACAGAACGAGGAAAAUAAGAAGAGCGAGAAUGAGAAGGAGAAGAAGAACAACUACAACAACAACGACAACAAUUCUGAGUGUAUUAACUAUAAAGGGUGUGUAAAAGAAAAUAACUUUUCCCUAAUCCGAUUCCUGUUUAACAUUUUCAAUUCCAUGGACUACAGUGGACGCUACAACCUUUAUGUAAAUGAUAAAAAAGAGCAAUCCAUCGACUUUCAGCUCAAGGUAAUUGAACCCAUAAUCUUUUUUAAUACAUCCUCUAUACAUAUCAACAAUUUAAUAUUAGGAAGAAGCUACUGCUUUGUUUUUUACCUUAUCAAUUUUGACCUAAUGGACAUCAACUUUGAGUUUGACCAAAAUUCGUACAACUCGUUUAACAGCAAAAAGGAGACCAUCAAGAUUGUUCCUUUUAGCGGCGUUGUGAAAUCAUGCUAUAGGAAGAAUAAGCACAUGUACAAGGAGAUAAGAAAACUAAAUGAGGAUAAUUCUGUAGCUGUAGACGAUUCCGAUAGAAAGGGAACUAUCGCGGAUGGGAACUCAUCCCCUCGUGCGACUUCCACGUCGAGCAAUUCGCACGAAAGUGAUUCUAAUGGAAGCGGUAUUCCGAGUGAUAUUCAUAACAAGGGUGCGUUAAUUGCAAAGAGGGAAGUGGUAAAAAAAAGGAUAAAGGUCAAUUACGUAAACCAUUAUGAGAAUAUUAGGCUGAACAGCGGUAGUGACAACUUGUCGUGCUCGUUCACGAAUUCGUCGGACGUGUCGGAAUCCUCAUCAAAUCUCAUUUCUGGGAAAAAUAAAGUAGAACAGAGGGCGAAAAAUGAACGAACCAUGCUAUAUGGAAGGUACAAGAAGGAAUACAUCCUCCCAGCACAUUUUCCACAAUGGGAAUACAUAAAUACAUCGUCUGAUUCUGGCAGUGAGUCAGAUAGCGAAUGGAAUAGCAAAGAGUGCGUGAGCUUACCAGAGGGAAACAGAGGAAAGGAUGACAUCCCUCACAGCAGUAAGUUUUUCCUGCUGAAUUAUUACCUGAGAAAUAUAUGGAAAAACGAUAGCAACAGAUUUGUAAGAGACAUUAAACAUAUGCGGGGAAAAGGAAGGUGUAAAAAAAUCAAGCUGUUCUUCAAACCACACCUCGAACAGUUCUACAAUUUUAACUUGCUAUGUAAAAUAGCGUCAAAGGAAGAACCCCUACAGAUUAAUUUCAAAACUCAGGUCAGUAAAAUUAAUAUAAAUUGCUACAUUGAAAAUUUCAAUAAGGAGAAAGUGCAACUAAAUUUGGAGGACUGCACAUGGAGUGCAAAGAAAAAGAAAUAUAAAAAUCACAUGAUCCAUAUUUACGAUCAUAUAGAUUUUAAAGAAACCUUAAUAGGACGAAAAAAAGACUCCAAAUUUGUUAUUGAAAAUUUGGGUAAUUUCGAUUUGGUUUAUAAAUACCACUUACAAAAAAAGGAUGAAGAAAUUCGUAUAAAGUGCACUGGGGAUUGUAUUCCCCAGAACUCCACGUAUUCCAUUUCUGUUGAAUAUAACCCUUUGAAGAACCAAACAUAUGUAAACUAUUUGACCAUUAAUAUUAUGGACUAUUAUCUCCUUACUUUAAAAAUCACUGCAGUUGCGAUUAGCUUUUUAAUUAAUUUUUCCUUUUAUAAUUAUGACUUUGGCAACGUUAUUUUGUUCCCCGUUUUGGAUGACAACACUAAGGUGAAGGGGAUAACGAACAUAGAUCAGCGCUGCGAAGAGAGUUUUUCCUCCAGUGAUAGCUCACUAUCUUCUUUGAUUUAUACCUUCAAAAAUAAUGAAAGGGAUAAGAGGGUGAAGGAGCGCGAGGAGGAGAAAGCCAAGGCGCUCUCUGGUCAAGACGCGCAGGGUGAGACUGGGAAGCAUAAAAAGGGCAAGAAGAAAAGGCACAAAAGGGAGAAGCAGGACAAGAAGGAGGGUAUAGCGAAGAAAACGAGGAAGGAUAAUACGCAGAAUGAAAUGGACGAAGAGGGGGACCAGGCCAAAACGGAAGGUGCCGCUGAACAGGCCGAGAAGGAAAAAGGGGAUGACAAAUCAAAAGAAGGCCACAAACAGAAGCGAAACAAUGAGAAACACACACCGGAUAAGGAGAAAAACACACCGGAUAAGGAGAAAGACACACCCGAUAAGCAGAAAAACACACCCGAUAAGCAGAAAAACACACCCGAUAAGGAGAAAAACAAAGGCGAGAAAAAAAAACAGGAAAAAGACCAAAGCAAAACAAACACUGCCAAUUUGAGCCAAAGUAUAAAAAGCGGAAGGGGCAAAGUCACCAAUGAUGUAGGAUCCAAAGGUAAAGAGGCGAAGAUGCAAAAAUAUCAUGAAGACUACGAAAUGGACGUCCUAUCAGAAAAGGAAAACAACAAUGCGGUAGAAACAAAACUUGUCAUUAGCAACAAUAAUGAUGAGGAUUGCUACAUAGAAUAUGAACUGAAUGAGGAAUGCCUUUCUAUAACAAACCUUCGAAAAAAGAUACAUCUUAAAAGAAAAAGCAAGAUCUGUAUUUUUAUCCAAUUUAAACCAAAUGAAGAAAAGAAUUAUAACUACAAAAUACCUUUUAUGAUAAACGGAGAUGUGAACAAAAUGAUUUACAUCCAUCUAACAGGAUCAGCCACGCAUUUCAAAUUGCCCUUUUCUAGUAAUAAUUCGAACGAAAUUAAUUUUGAGGAUGUACAUGUAGAUAAAGAAAGCAUUUCAAAAUUUACACUUCACAAUAAGAAUUCAGAAGAUAUAUCUUUUAACGUAUUAAAUUAUGGCUACUUAGAGAAGCACUACCUCUCGUUUGUCAAGUUUGAUAAUUCUGUUUUGCACAUUUUAAAGAAGAAGGAAAAAAAGACAUUCGAGGUGAAGUUCCUCCCCGAAAAGUAUCUUAACCUGCAGAUCCCCCUAUACCUGAGUGUAUGCUACCGGGGGAAAAGAAUAGCCUAUUACUUAACGAGCAUUAAAUUGAGAAGCAUAUGCUACAAAAUUGUUCUGAAGGAGAAUUUGCUCACUUUCAACAAGGAGGGGCAACAAGAAGGGGACGCGCUGUGCACCGCAGACGCAACUCGAGUUAGCCAAGCGGGAGAAGUUAGCCAAGCGGAAGAAGUUAGCCAAGUUGACGAAGUUAAGGAAAAGCUGUUCAAGGGCGCGUACCGCAACGACUCCAUAAAGGGCAAGAAAAUCGAGCUGCACAACCGGGGCGACAUGAACGCCCAGUUUCAAGUUGUGUACCCACAAAGAUACGAAAAAUUCUUGCAGUUAUAUCCAAAAAAGGGGAUUAUCUUUUCCUUCAACAUAACAAGCAUUUACAUCUUUGUGGACACCGAUUUCGUAACGAAGGAUUUGUUCCUGAACGAUGUGUUCGUGGAUUUGCUCCCCAAAUUUAAUAAAAUCAAUAGCAAAAUUUUCUUAAACAUAUUUAUUAAUACGGGUAAUGAUAUGAACAAGUGUAGGAAUGGGGAUGUCAAUAAUUCGAAGUUGAUCACUGCAGGGCGAAAUGUACAGAAUGGGGAGACCGCCAAUGAUGGGAACACCGCCACUGUUGAUGAGGCCCAAAAUGAAGGGGGAAAAAAGCGAGGCGCAGACCACCCCGAAAAAAGCCAAAACACCCAUUGUGACGACAAAAACGUUAAUGCAAUUUGCUUAAAAAAUGAAACCAUUGUCACAUUCCUGACGGACAUAAGAAAACAGAUAAGCAAGACCAUCGAAAUAUGCAACGAAACGGAAUCUAACUUUAAAAUGAAAUAUAAGUUCCUGUCCAAUGAGAACAAUUUUUUCUCGCUGGCAAAACACGAAGACGUUGUGAAACCGAACGAAAGCGGAACAUUUCAAAUUGUUUACAAUCCUCUUUUUGUGCAGAAAAGGAAGAAAAACAGUAAUAACUAUCACAACACUUUGUGCUUAAAAUAUUUGAAAUAUUUUCCCCAAAUUCAUCAUGUAUCCAAACUGGUAAUUUAUUACCCCAAGGAGGUGGUGAAGAAUUAUACCUUAUUAGGCUAUGCAAAUAGUACCACUUACGAAAAGAAGAAAAGUUUCAAUUUCAAAUCGAAGGUUUUGAACAGUGCUUCCAUCAGAAUAAAGAAUUGGAUAAAUGAAAACCAGACGCUCUUCGUUUCGUCUCUUGUUUGUGACAAAGACUUGAACAUUUCGCAUAGCGACUGCUUCUUUUUUUACGUGAGUGCAGCUAUACAAAACAAGUUGGAGCUAACCAAUAAGGAGGAGAAAAACGUGCCAUUUAAAGUCAUAUCAUUGAAGGAAGGAACGUACCAUGUGAUGCUGACCUUUUCGAAUGAAAAAUAUGAAGACGCGUAUAAGAUCCUCCUCCAGUUUGAAAUAACCAAAAGCGAAUUCCUGUCCAUAAAAAAUGUAAAGGGAAAUAAAAAAGAAAUAUUAAAAGAGCAAGUGAGCAUUUAUAACCCCCUGGAUGAGGAUAUAAAAAUGGAUGCACUCCUUGACUACACUUACGCAUUUUUGGACAAAUCUAUAAUUCUCCAGAGGAAAAGAAAUAAUAAUGUUAACAUAUACUUCUGCAUCGUCAGAAACGAGAUUGACAGAGACGUCACCAUUUCGUUUGCUAAUAAAACAACAGGAACGUACAAAUUUAAAUUUAUUCUCAACGUAAGUAUGAACGAUUUCGAAGAUAACUUUUACUUCAACACUGAUUUGGGGUCUAUUCAAAUAAAUGAAAUAUCUUUUACAAAUGUGUGCAACCAGAAAAUUAAUUACGAUGUGGUCAUAGAAGAUUAUGACGAGGAGAACAAAAACUCGAAGCAGAUAUUCCAGUGCGUCGACAAAUCCGUGAGUGCUAAAUCGGUGGAUACAAAUUUUUUCUUAAAGAACGAGACCCUCAAUAACUUGACGGAGAAGAUUACCCUUACCGUCAAAUAUAAUCCCCCCGACGUGAAGACGAAUAAAGCCGUCUUGAAGCUCCUCUCAAAGGAGGGCAUCAUUUACAAGGGGCUCCUAAUCGGGAAAAGUGUAGCACCGAAACCGAAGGGACCGAUAUUCUGCUCGUCGCAAAAAACCACACUCAUUUCAUUUACGAAUCCGUUCUUUCACGUGAAGCAGUUUUUUUUAAAAACGGACGAAUUCUUUUCUGUCCCAUUUGAAGUCAUGAAAGUGGAAGGACGCCAAACACUUCAUAUACCAGUCAAAUGCAAAGCCACAAGUGCCAUCUCUGGCAAGCUCAUAAUCAAGUCGGAGGAUGACAUCAGUUGGAUGUAUUAUUUGACAGGACAGUAA
Molecule: messenger RNA, 17142 nt
Organism: Plasmodium inui San Antonio 1
Lineage: Eukaryota; Apicomplexa; Aconoidasida; Haemosporida; Plasmodiidae
Exons: 6
Coding region: 1-17142 (5713 amino acids)
Biological process (GO): cilium movement; axonemal central apparatus assembly
Cellular component (GO): axoneme
Source: RefSeq, a predicted model, not a curated record